GACGCGCGGCGUCUUCUAAACCCGCAAAGUGUAAACAAUUAUAAACUAUAAUUAAUAAAAUAUGUGUUCGUAUGAAUUUAAAAGAAUAAAACCACAAUGGACGUGAAUAACUGACGGUGGCAAGCGGCGAGAUAAUCAUGCCGCCGAAGAGGAAACGCGGUGGUGCUGCAGCAAGAGGUCGCAGAGGCGGCGCAAGAGGCGGCAGAACGAAAAAGUCUGUUACUAUAGAACCAUCAGAUCAGUCUACAGACACUCCUAAUUCACCUAUAUUGGAACAGAUUGAGCAAAAUGAAACCUCCAGCAGUAAUUCAUCUGUUUUGGAAGAGCUGGCACAGCCAGAAGUGAAAAUCAAGCUGGAAACAAAAAUUCACAAAAAGUUUGGGAUUAAAUAUCAUGUGCCAGAUGAAGUUGUCAGUGCCAAGCCUCCUAUGUCACCUAUUUUGGAGGAUGUUUCAAGCCCCACAAUGCCAACACCAGCAAAUCUAGCUGUUGUAGUGCCACCAGCAACUGAUCAAUCAGAGGAGAGUUCAAAUGAGGACAAAAUGGAGACUGAAGUUGUUGUAAUGGAAGAAAAUGUGGUGGAAAAUGAGAUUGCUGAUCAGUUUCAUCAUUUAGGUGUUGCAGAAGAUGCAGAACAUUCAGAACAUGUUGAUAUGCAUGAAGUGGAAGAUGUUGAGCUUGAAAAUACUGUUGUUUUAGAAUAUGUGACACAUGACACUGAAGCCGAAUGUGAAAUUGAGGGUGAAGCUGAAGAAGCCGAGGAGGUUUAUUAUGUAGUAGAGGAAGAGUCUCAAGAUGUUGUUGAGGAAGCUAAGGAAUUAAUUGAAGUUAAGCAAGAGGUUGAACAUGAAGCUCCUGCUGAUGUUGAUGCCUCUGAGAAACUGCCUGAUGCUGAAAUCAAAAUGGAGGUGAUCGAAACUGAUUUAGUCAGUGAUGAAGUUGUGAAAGCUAAUAAAGAUAAAAAGAAGACUGCGGAGAAGCCUUCCAGGAAAAGUAAACGUAUUUCUUUGCGAGGUGGAAGACAAUCUGAAGAGAAUUCACCUGAAAAACUUCAAAUUUCACCUAAGGAUGAAGUAAAAGAAGAACCAGAACCUGUCGAAGACUUGAUUGAUGCAAUUCCAACCCAAAUAGAGAAUAAAUUAGAGGAAACAGUUGAAAAAUCAGAAGAAUGUGUAAUGGAAGUUUCUCAAAAUGAAGAAAAACUUGAUAUUGCUCCACCUGUUAGUGAAAUUCCUGUUAGUGAAACAAAAGAAACACUUGAAAAUGAAGUUAAAGACACCAAAAAACCUAAAAAAGUCACCGAGAAGAAGAGAGCACCUCCCAAACCGAAAAAGCCCAAAGAACCUAAAGACACAACUAAAGAAAAAAAGAAAAACAAAAAACAAGUGACAUUCAAGGUGCAACCAAAGGGUAAAAAGUUAAAAGACAACAAAUCAGCACCUACAGCAGGCAAAUCAGAAAAAAACGACGAUGAAGAUACAAAUAUACGUCGUUCCAGUCGAAUUAAGACAAUCAGCACGCAGAAAGUCCGCUCACGUGGUAAAGGAUUAGUUAAAAAGGAUGAUAUUCCUGAGGUACACUCAACACCAGGUACGCCUGAUGAUAAAAACGUUUUUAUUGCACCGACGAACACCACAGACGUGGAACAUAAACCUGUGAAAGUCAAAUCACGAUGGAGACGGUCCAGCGAGCUAGAAAUGCGGGAUAUCAAACCGCCCCCAGCGGAACAUCCUGCUAAAAUCAACGAAAAAGACGGGGAUAGAAAGAAAACUGAUGCGGGUGAGGUAGAACGCCGGUUGAAACAAUUUUUACAUCUUAAAGAGAAUGUUUACUUGACUGAGCGGAUUAGUUGUAAAGAAGCCAAGAAAAUGGUGUGUGAUUGUUUUCUCACUGAAGAGGAGAUUGCGGAAGGGGAGUACGGGUGUGGUGAUGAUUGUUUGAAUCGUCUUUUGAUGAUAGAAUGUGGUAAUCUAUGUACUGUCGGGGAUCGUUGCACAAACAAACGCUUCCAGAAGAUGCAAAGUGCAUCUGUGGAGGCUUUUGCAACUGAAAAGAAAGGAUUGGGCAUCAGGGCAGUCACAAAUAUACCAAGUGGUGAUUUUGUCUUGGAAUACGUUGGGGAAGUCCUAGAUGCCGAAAAAUUCGAACAACGCGCAACGGAAUAUUCCAAAGACAAAAAUCAACAUUAUUAUUUCAUGGCGCUGAGAGCCGACGCCAUUAUAGAUGCAACUAUGAAAGGAAACAUCUCAAGAUUCAUUAAUCAUUCAUGUGAACCAAAUGCAGAGACACAGAAGUGGACUGUCAAUGGUGAACUGCGUAUUGGUUUCUUCAGUUUGCGCACGAUUCUCGCUGGGGAAGAAAUCACGUUCGAUUAUCAAUUUCAGCGAUAUGGUAAAGAAGCGCAGAAGUGUUUCUGUGAAGCGCCUGGGUGUCGUGGCUGGCUGGGUGAGGAACCCGACAGUGAUGAUUCUGAUGAUGAGGAUGAUGAUGAAGAUGAAGAGGAAGAGGAUGAGGAAGAUGAUAAGGCGGUCGUAGGUGAAAAUGAUAAACAAAUUCAAGAAGAAAAAACACCGGGUGAGGGUGAAACUGAAUUAGUUGUCAAACCUGUUGCGAAAAAAGCAGUUAAAAAGGAAAAACUGCCUAAAAAGGAACGAAAACCUCGUGUUGCGAAACCGCGUAGAAAACCACGCAUGGAUCGCUUUGAAGAUUUGGGUCUUGAUGAAGAAAUCGAAAGUUUACAAUCCACAGGGUUGAAGAAUCAAGUGCAGACGCUAAAGUUGAGUCGUUUGAUGGUACGUGCAAAAGAACCUGUACAACGUACGAAGUUAUUAAAACUUUUGAAGAAAGGCGAGUUUCCCUGCCGGCGUUUAUUCUUGGAUUAUCAUGGUCUACGCUUGAUUCACGGAUGGAUGACAGAUGCGCAACAUUUAUCUCAACAGGAUUUACGCUUGGAGAUUCUUCAGACUUUAGCCAUGCUGCCAAUACCCAACAAAACAAUGCUCCAAGAUAGUAAAGUAUUACCCACUGUGGAGAAAUGGUCCAAAGAGUCAGAAUCACAAGAAUCACCCGCUGAUUCAGAUAGUAAUUCACCGAAACUUGAAGAGACACCCGCGAAAGUCGAACCUGUCAAAACACCAACAAAGAAACCUGUAAUUGAGGUGGAAGACGAUGAAGUGCGAAAAUCCGCAGGUAUGGAAGCGAAUUAUUUCAAAAUGAUCCCCGAUUAUAAUGUGGAUAACAUCAAAGAUGAACUCCUGAUCAUUUUCGAUGAUGAUUUUGUCCCGUUGGAUAUUCCCGUACAGAAAGCAAAACCCGAACAGCCGAAAUAUGAUAUUUUGGUGGAGAUAAUGGCGCUUGCUUUGAAACUCCUCGAAGAAUGGUCCAGUUUAAAGGAGGUGUUCAGGAUACCUAAAAAGGAGAGAAUUGAACAGAUGAAGGAACACGAACGUGAAGCAGAUCGUAGAUAUAAAGCAUUAAGUGUUGAACAGGAGACUGAACGCAAACGAGACAGAUACAGGGCAUUCCAGAGGCCAUCAAGGAUAGAACUUAGUGAUAGACUCAACAAGGACCGAGAUAGAGAUAGAGACAGGGAUCGGGAUCGAUCUAAGAGUGAUAGAUAUUCAAAUAUGUUGACAACUACAUCCACGAUGAGUAAACAUGAACGACGGGAGUUGUUUGCACGACAGGCACAAGAAGAAGAACGUAGAAGGAAGCAGGAACUGUGGAGUAAACAAAAUUGGAUGGUUAUGAACCAGGACCCACGAAUGCAGACCUUUGAUCCCAGUCGAAACACUGCGAUGCAAUUCAUGUGGAAUCAGUACCCGAAUAUGAUGGGGGAAGGGUUUAACUAUCCGCCUGGGUUUGGUAGAGUGGGUUCCGGUACGGUUACAGGCCCAGGUGCGGUUCCUUCCGGUAUACAAUCAUUGCAACCCGGGAUGUUGCCACCUAACGUCACACAACCUAAUAUGACCCCUGCUAAUAUGGGUACACUUCCUCCAAUGCCCAAUAUCCCUUCACGACCUACAGCUCCCUAUCAACAGGUGAUUGAUGAUGAUCCUUCAAAGGUUCAGUUCAUGGGACCCAUUCCCCCACCGGUGAAAUUACCUCCGAAGUGGAAAACAGCCAAGGAUAAAUACGGUAGGCCUUAUUAUUAUCAUGUUAAAGUGCGGAUUGCACAAUGGAUACCACCUGAGUUCACUGAGGUUCAAGAGGAACCAGAGGAUGAAGAUUCGGAGAGUACUUCGAGUUCGGAUACUAGUAGUUUAACUAGUACAUCGUCGGAUGAUAGUGAUAGCGAGGAUGAUGUUAAAUUUAUGAUGGAUAUCAGGAAGAAGGUUAUGGAGCAGCAGAAGAAGGCAUUGAUGCAAACACAGACAGGAGAUGUCACGCCUACUAAUCCUGAAGCCGUGCCUGUUACGGAUGCUUUGAUUCCUCUUGUUGAUGAGGCGAAUGUGAGUGUGUCUGAUAUUAGUGUGAUGACGGAAAUGUUGGAUAAGUCUAUGGCGGAGGAAGCGGGGAGUCCAAUGGAGGGGCAACUUGCUGAGCCGCCUCCAGCGAAGAAGCGAAGGCUUGGUUUAGUACAAGAACAUAUUAUUAGUCCUAGAUCCGAAGAAGACCGCCUGCAGUUCCGUGAAGAUGUGAAAAAGUACAAAUUGAACAAGGAGAUGGUGCGCAAACAGAAGGAAACUGUUUUGCAUCAUUCGAAGAAGCUGAAACCUAGCAUUCCUGCGCCUGGCGCAGCUUUAAUUACGUCCCCGAAUGUAAAUAAAGCAAUAAAACCGCACAAAAAGAAGGUUUCUACGAAAACAAAGCUGCGAGAAAUGGAAGCGAAUGCGAACAGUGAGGAUAGUAAAAAGAUCAAGGAGGCAUUCCGCUCGGCAAUGGCGACUGUCAUGGUGGGCAUUCUGAAUCCUUACCGGAAGCCUGAUUGUAAAGAGGGAAGGAUAACAGCGACGGAAGAUUUUAAACAUUUAGCACGAAAAUUAACUCAUUUUGUGAUGCUCAAAGAACUGAAGCACUGCGAUAGGAUUGAAGAUCUGGAGUGUACGGAUAGCGUAAAGUCGAAAGCAAAAGAGUUUGUUCGCAAAUACAUGGCAAAGUUUGGUGAAGUAUAUCAGCGCCCUGCGGACGAAACGGAGAACUUUUAAUUUUGUGAUUUCAAUGUUUUAAAGAUUCUUUGAGGGAUUUAAUUUAUAAGUAUCUAUUGUGGAUGUUUAUAUUAAUUGGGACAACAGUUUCAAUGGAUGAUUUAUAGUUAAUGACGAAGUGUAAUAUAUUUUGAUACCAUUGAGAAA
This is a messenger RNA of Dalotia coriaria, 5294 nucleotides long. RefSeq names its product SET domain containing 2 (gene Set2). The transcript is spliced from 6 exons. Lineage: Eukaryota; Metazoa; Arthropoda; Insecta; Coleoptera; Staphylinidae. The coding region runs from base 138 to 5147 and encodes 1669 amino acids. Gene Ontology annotation, biological process: regulation of DNA-templated transcription. Gene Ontology annotation, molecular function: histone H3K36 methyltransferase activity; protein binding. Gene Ontology annotation, cellular component: nucleus; chromosome. The record is from RefSeq and is a predicted model, not a curated record.